This is a messenger RNA of Sycon ciliatum, 1731 nucleotides long. Its product is annotated as ribose-phosphate pyrophosphokinase 2-like. Gene Ontology annotation, biological process: ribonucleoside monophosphate biosynthetic process; purine nucleotide biosynthetic process; 5-phosphoribose 1-diphosphate biosynthetic process. NCBI's taxonomy places the organism in Eukaryota, Metazoa, Porifera, Calcarea, Leucosolenida, Sycettidae. The transcript has 10 exons. The record is from RefSeq and is a predicted model, not a curated record. Gene Ontology annotation, molecular function: magnesium ion binding; ribose phosphate diphosphokinase activity; ATP binding. Gene Ontology annotation, cellular component: cytoplasm; ribose phosphate diphosphokinase complex. The coding region runs from base 139 to 1095 and encodes 318 amino acids.
UAAUACAGCUUGUUGAGUUUGUUGUGUGUGAGUCUGAAAAUAGAAGAAAGCUAAAGAACGCCAGGCGGCGUUGGUGGACUUCAACCAAACUGGCAGAGUCAGGUGGUGCAAGGAGAGAAACCAACGAACAAGAUCACAAUGACGAACAUCAAGCUAUUUUCUGGUAAUUCCCACCCAGAACUCUCCAAGCGCAUUGCGGAGAGACUGGGAAUUGAGCUUGGCAAAGUAACGCUGAAGAAGUUCUCCAAUCAAGAAACCAGUGUUGAAAUUGGCGAAUCGGUCCGCGGAGAAGAUGUGUACAUUAUCCAGAGUGGCUGCGGAGAGGUGAAUGACAAUCUGAUGGAGCUGUUGAUCAUGAUCAAUGCCUGCAAGACUGCAUCGGCUAGCCGUGUCACCGCGGUCAUCCCUUGUUAUCCGUACGCCAGGCAAGACAAGAAGGACAAGAGCCGUGCACCGAUCUCGGCCAAACUUGUCGCUAACAUGCUGUCGGUGGCUGGGGCUGAGCACAUUAUCACCAUGGACCUACAUGCCUCUCAGAUACAGGGUUUCUUUGAUAUCCCAGUUGACAACCUAUAUGCCGAGCCAGCUGUGAUUCGUUGGAUCAAGUCGCACAUUGCCGAGUGGGAUAACUCUGUUAUCGUUUCACCAGAUGCAGGCGGUGCUAAGCGUGUAACCUCCAUUGCUGACCAGCUCAAAGUCAAUUUUGCUCUGAUUCAUAAGGAGAGGAAACAAGCAAACGAAGUCGCCAGCAUGGUACUGGUCGGUGAUGUCAGUGGCAAGGUGGCCAUCCUAGUCGACGACAUGGCCGAUACCUGCGGUACCAUGGGCCUUGCAGCAAAGAAGCUGGAGGAGGCUGGUGCAAAGGCCAUCUAUGCUAUCAUGACCCACGGUGUUCUCUCGGGGCCAUCCAUUCGCCGCAUCCUGGACUCUCCCCUGGAGGCGAUAGCCGUCACGAAUACCAUUCCUCAGGAUGAACGGAAGGAAGCAUGUGAUAAGCUGCGGAUCAUUGACGUCUCCUCAAUCCUGGCCGAGGCAAUUCGCCGCACCCAUAAUGGCGAGUCUGUUUCCUACCUCUUCUCCAAUGAUCCAUUGUAAGCAGGAUUGCGUUGUGCUCGGUGGCAAUGAAAACCUAAUAACUGGUGCUGUCUGCUUGUAGCUUGCAGUACGUACUGUUGGCAGUAAUCUACUGCAACAUGCCACUGAGACCCCCUCCCCCGUCCACAUUGUUCUCUAACAGCUUUGUACAUACUUUGCUACACACAUGCUGCUUGCUGGAAACCUGUUACUGCAUAUUGUCGCUGAACUGAGCCCCCCGCCCAUUGUUGGUACAGUGCCCUGCUUGUUUCUGUUGAUCUGUACUUUUUGUUGUCGAAUAGUGUUUUGUCUGUGUGGAAACCUGUUACCGAAUGCUGUCGCUAAAAUGGAUCCCCGCUGCUGUCACGGUGCCCUGCUUGUUUCUAUUGAUCUGUGCUUUUCGUCGAAUGGUGUUUUGUCAGUGUCUUGAUGAUUGUUUUGUCAUUGUCUGGGCAUCAUGCCUGCUCCUGAGUCGUGUUCUUCAGCAUCUUGAGACCACUUGCCCCCUCGCUCUCUCUCAUCCCACCGCUUUCUUUCCUUUCCUUCAUGCUUUUUCCUGGGCGUUAGGCCACACGUUUUUAUUUCUAUAUUUCUCGUCACCUGAAAAUCUAAACGUCUGCGAGAGGUGGAAAAAAUAAAAAAUUACCAAAAAAAAUA